Schistosoma bovis is the source of this 6120-nucleotide messenger RNA. The record is from the annotation of a GenBank genome assembly. NCBI's taxonomy places the organism in Eukaryota, Metazoa, Platyhelminthes, Trematoda, Strigeidida, Schistosomatidae.
AUGCAUCAUUCACACCUCAACUCAGCGAUGACCCAUGCACAUCAAAGGCUUUCACAACAAAACUCAAUUCCUGGAUACAUGAAACACCGUCAUCGCAGAGAACAAUCUUCUGGAUCUAUGACAUCAACGAGUCGAGAUUUUAGUACAAGUCGAGGUAUGAACCGCGAGGUUGAUUAUCCUCAGAAACAGCUCACAAGAAAACCGCGACCAGUAAGCUCACAUACCCUUAAAGAAAAACAUGCUUCCCAAACUAGAAGACAUUCAAAUUCACGUCAUUAUCCAUAUACUAACUUGCAUGAUAUGAGUGAAGAUAAAAGAAAACGAAUAACAGAUAAAGAACAAUUGUAUUCUGGUAAAAGAUUUUCAGAGAUGCAAUGCACCAAUGAUUCAUCUGGUUCAACUUCGAAUCCAAAUAGAAAGGAAUUCAACAAUCACAGACAUUUUCGCCAUUUACCAAUUAAUACAGAGGAUGCUUAUUUGCAUAGAUGUGAACAAAUGCAAAAUGCGUUACAGCAUUUAAAUCAAAAAAGAGAUAUGUACAAUAAUAGACAAAUGCAGUCAAUGAGCUCAACAUAUUCUCAACCUAAGAAGUCUAAUCUAGAUGAAAUUGUUGGUCUCGCUGCAAAUGAUUGUCAUUUGUUCAAUUAUCAUCCUUAUGGAUUCAAUGGUAUGACUGAACCACCUACUGAUUGGAACUCAACUAAAUCUCAAAUGUUUCCGUCAUACAACACAAGCACCAUCGGGGGUAACAAGCAUAAUGGACAACACUGUCAGUUUGGAUUAAAUACACUUGAAAGUUUCCAACAAGGUUGUUUAACUUCUCUAGCCAGUAUGUUAUUGUGCCCUCAUACAAUUCUACCCAUAAUGGUUGGAUUGUUUAGUAAUUUUGGAUCAUCUACUGAUUAUGUACAAAAGUUAGGCGAGGAAUUAGUUUAUUUAAAACAAUCAAAUCCAUAUUAUUAUGAUCAAGCACAAAUUGGAUUUGAAUUUUGGCCAGGAAUUCUACCACUUAUAAUUGUUAGUAUAUUAGGAUAUAUAUUAGGCUUAUCACUAGGAUGGCAAUUAGGUUUUGCGGUAGCUGUUACAGCCACAUUAUUAUACGCAUUAUUUUUUGGUGUAAUUAUAUUUGGAGUUCGUAUUAAACACUGGUCGAAAACUAUUGAAUUAGCUGAAACAAUAUCUCGUUAUAUGAGAGGGUGUAAUUUAUUAUUUAAUAUACUAUUUUAUCGUUCUCCACAAGCUCCUCGUGUUGCUCAACCUGUACGAUUGCUACCAAUCAGCAUAAAUUUGUCCACCUUUUCUACCAGUACAGAGGCAGCGGUACACUUAGCUGAGAAAAUGUGGAUUUCCAUUGAACAAAAAUAUGGUUGUUUGCCUGUUAGAUUACAAUGGGCAAGUAAAGAUGUAUAUGGUGAUUCAACGAAAACGUAUCGUAAAGUUUGUUGUCUUCCAUCAUGUAUAUGGGUAUUUGUCAAUGUGAUCACUUUACUCAGUAUGGCUACAUUAAUUGCUAUUGAUAAUUCAUUUUCAUCAGUUGAAAACAAAGAUAGUAAUAGUAAUCCAACUCCAAAAAUUGAUGGUGAUGUAAAUACUAUGACAGAAAAUUUAAAAGUAUUCAUCAUUGUCUGUGCUGUUAUAUCUGGAUUAAGUUUUCUCAUCUUGAUUGCUGCUAUUACACCAGGUGUAUUAAAAUUAAUAAGAGGUCGUCCAUUUCAACAUCCAAUUAAAAAACCAUUCUAUCCAGAUCUUGAAAGUUACACAGAUAUAACAAUGGAUAGCUGUUAUGGUAGUAGUCUACGUAAAUCUUAUCCUUUUCCUAAUUGUAUCGAAACAGGUCAAUGUGGUACAGAAUACGAUACAAAUUGUUUUACGCAUGGAGCAUACUAUAACAAUGAUUCAAGACCAUUUUUAGGUGGCUCAAAUAAAUUAACAUCAACUGCAUCAAUGGCCGCAGCAGCUGCAGCUGCGGCUGUUACCGCAGCUGAUCGUCACUGGAGACAAAUGGAAAAUGUUAAAUAUACUAAUCAUCACUAUCCACAACAAGUGUAUGAGCGUGGUCAAUUUAAGUCUAAAGAUGAAUUUGAUCUGCAGGGUAAUCUAAACAGAAUUAAUUCAAAAAUGGAUACCAAUUUCAGUGGCCAUGAUGAUGAUGAGGAUUCCAGUGAAGAAUCAAAACAAUCCGAUUCAAACGAACAUAGUUCUAAUGAAGAUGAAGAAAGUUCUCCAGCUGAUGGACCUUUAUUUAAUUCAGGAGAACAUUUAAUAAAUGGUGAAAACAUUCCAAAUUCAAAUCAUGGAACGUUUCAUAAAAAAAAUCUGUUAGGAAAUCACCAAGGUAAAGAGUACUCGAAAUCGAUAGGGAAUAACAAGCGAAGAAAGACCAUAUCUAUUGAACGUCAGAAAAACGAACAACUUCUGAGACAAUAUGUAUUAGAUGCUUGUUCGGUUUUAUCUAUGUUAGACCGUCGAAUCGGUGGUCGACAAACUCGUUUGAUAAUAUGUGUUAACGCGAUCACCGGGACAGUAGAAAAUUCAGCAGCGACUAAGAAACUUUUGGAUUUUAUGCAUCUCUUAGAUCAUAUUCUAAUGAAGCCACCAACUGGAGGUAAAAGUUAUGAUGUCCCUUUAAUUCUUGCUCCAAUUGGAGCUACAGAAGGUGUAAUGAAUGACAUACCACCUACAGUCUGGAUACCUAAUGCUGUUAUGAUUAUCGCAGCUAAUAUCUCAGGUAUCAGUGCUAAUAAUUCAAGAACACAUACUCUCGAUUCAGUUAGUCUGAAUGAUCUUAACCAAAUGCACCGAAUGUCUUCCGCUUUGAGAUUGUCUUUGUCAAAUUCUUCAGGAGGAUUCAAUCCUAAGAUUUGGUAUUCUAUUCAUCAGUUGUGUCAUUUACCCAUAUACAUAGAAGAUGAACCACUUUGUUUCAGAGUAUAUGAUCAGAUCAACGAACAACCAUUUAUUAGCCCUGCACGCUCAGCAUCAAAUGUACAACAAUCGCACCAAGAGAAAAAGACUGAAGUGUCUCAGCCAAAAUCAAUGAUCGAUCUUUAUGUGGGCAAACAUGAUUUAUUGCAUUUCAAUAAAAAAAGAUUUCGUCAUCUUUUGACACUGACAGCUUUUACAGGUCGUAUGGUGAAACUGGAUAGAUUAUUCACCCAACGCAUAAUUUAUCAAAGUGGUCAAAAAAGUUUAUCAUAUCUAAGUGCUUUACAAUAUUUUGCUAACGAACCUUCGUUAAAUACACUUGUGACGUGGUUAUGCUUUUUAACACAUUGGCCAUUUCAUGCUGCAUGGUUAGGUGUAUUUAUUGAAAAUUAUCAAAAGUGUGAAAUCAAAGAACGUAAUAAUUAUUUAUUAACUAAUCAAACCUCGCGUUCACAACCUGAAGGUCUUAAUCGAACACUAAAUGAUACUAAUCCGUCACAAUUUGGAAUGGAACAAUUGGCUCCAAGUUUAACUGCUCUAUAUUCACGUGUAAUAAAAAGAUUUGGACCAAUUAUUCAAGCAGUACGUCUAAAAGCAUUGUCUGCAUCAUUUCUAGCUACUAGUGGAGUAAACUCAAUAUCGGGAACAUUUCAUACUAACACUGAACCUCCUCUCAUAACCAAUGAAUUAUUGACAAGUAUUAAUAAAACUUUAAAAAUCUGUGAAAUUGCUUUUUAUGAUAAAGAUCCAACUAAACUUGGUGAAUUUCUAAGAUCAUGUGAUUCAAAUAAAUUAGAUUCGACUAUUUUACAAAGUGGAUCAGUUACAAUUCAUCAGCUUUUGAGAAUUAUGAAGUUAACACCAUUUAUAAAUCCACAAAUGAGCAAUUGGAUUGCAGAAUCACUGCUUCCUAAGAUGAAUAAACUCGAAAACAAUAACGAACAAAAUGUGAUAGAAAGAAAACCAACCAGUUCAAGAAGUAGUCGACGUUCACAUACAUUUAAUAUGACUGAAGAUCAUGGUAUUGUUUUACCAACUAAUGUUACAGAAAUCAAAAAGGAUUCAUUUAGAUCAUGCAUUGCAAAACUUAAGGAGACAGUUCCAAAGAAACCUUUAAAUCAAUUUACAGUGAAUGAAGUAUGUCAGUUGGUUGAAAGAAUAGUGAUUUUAACUAACAAAUAUUUCAAAAGUAAUAAAAUGGGUCUCUGUCAAGACUCAAGGUCACAUGAUCACUUAAUUAACAUUCAGAACAAUUCAGAUUUAACUAAAAGACUAAGUUCUGAAGAGUCUGAAACACUAAUUAAUGAUCCAAUGCCACCAGCAGCUGUAAACACAACAUCGGAUAAUAUAACUGUAUCAUCAACUAUUAGACGUUAUACAGAUUCUAUAAGAAAGUUCAAUAUCACGGGAAGUGUGCUAGAUCUAUGUCCUUUAAAGGAUCUAGAAGUCAAACUUAACAUAUCCCCUAUUGACUGGAAAUUAUUUUGUGCGUUUAUACAGCACUUGAAACAAACUGAAUGUGAAGAAAUGUUGAUAUCAGUAAAAUCACAAAAUUCCAACACGCAAUUCACAGUACCAUGUAAACAUUUAGCUCAAAAUUAUCCAAGAAUUAUUCAGAGUUCUAGAGAUAAACUUAUUGAAACAGACAAAUCGUCAGUACUAUCUGAAAUAAGGAAAGAUCAGCUACAGAUGAACACAAUAAGUGAUACAAGUUUGACGGUAAAAAGUGCGCCAUUAAUAAAGCACUACGAAUUGGACAAUGAUGUAAGACAAAAUGAGCGUAAUGAUAAAGCAAACCAAAUCAGUGUAAUGCAUAACAACAGAUCUAUGAGCAUGUUAGGUGUAAACAGAUUAAAUGAUACUGAACAUGCUAUAAACAGCAAUAUUCAUGUACCACGAUAUGAUCGUACAAUGGCAAUUUCCAAACUGAAAACUAAAUCGCAUCAUCAUCCUAAGGCGAUGGAACAAACAAUUAACUCUACACAAUUACCUUGUGAAAAGCAUCACUAUACGUUAUCACCUCAAUCACGACAAACAUAUAAUGAUGAUAAAUAUGUUAAAUCACAGUAUGAAUCGAAAUCACAACAAUAUCCUUAUAUUGUUCAGCCACAUUUACAUCAUAAACCAAAGCAUCAAAAACCGUCUGAAUGUAAAACGCCGUGUGAUCAAAAUGAAUGUAACUGUUGCAUGCACAAUACAGUGACACAAGAUGCUCUGACAGUGUGUCAUGGUCAUACUCUACCUCAUAACUCACAUAUUUACCAACAGAAACAAAAUCACCACCAAGAAACACGCGAGUGUGUCAUACCUCCUCAUCUAUCGUCAAGCGCUGCCUCUUGUAAUCAUCACCGUAAGCUGAUUACUGGUAACGAUUUAGCGACGACAACAGCAGCCUCAGCAACAGAACAAGAAGAAUCACCAAACGAAAACUUGGGAAUAUCAAUUCAUCGAUGUUUACAGUGCGAACUUCCAUUUAAUACUGAGCUUAACCAUCAAUGUGUGCAACAAUAUAUUGCUGAUUUGUAUAAUUCACAUAAACAAGUCAGUUCAAGUGCUCUUUAUUCUUGUAAAACUGCUGAAUUGAUGCAUCAUUCUCUAGAGUUAGCGCACAUUCGUAGCCAUGAACUUAAAAAGGUAACACAAUCCCCUUCUAUGCGUCAUUUUAAUACAGUCAAUGAUUUUCCGGAAAUCAACAAAAAAGACUCAGCUUCUACCUCAUUAGCUGGUGAAAUCGGUGAUGAAGUUGCUGAUAUGAGUCAACUUAGUAAUUAUGAAGAUGAUAAUGAUGAUGGUUUUUUAUUAUCUGGUCAAAAAUUAGAAGGAAAACGAAUCAAUAAAUCCUCAGCCACCAUUAUAGAUAGUGAUGCAGUACUAUAUCAACAUCCAUGUGAUUGUAAUUACUGGUAUGCACAUGAACAACAAGCACAACAUCAAGAACAUAAUCAAUUAGGAUUAAUUCAAAAUGAACCAAUUAAACCUCCUGAUUAUAAAAUUAAUUCUAAUCACCAAGAUCAGCUAAAUUCUAGUUUGGAUACAUUAAGUACUACAACAAAUACUAGCAGUAAUGGUAGCAGUAAUACUAGUAUAAUUAAUGAUAAUAUAAGUAAACAUAGUCAAUUAGAUAUCAAUUCAAUAAACAGUUGUGAUCAACUUACAUCAGAAUGUUCUAGUGAUAAUACAAUGAAUUCAAAAUGA